Clunio marinus is the source of this 3505-nucleotide messenger RNA. Lineage: Eukaryota; Metazoa; Arthropoda; Insecta; Diptera; Chironomidae. The record is from the annotation of a GenBank genome assembly.
UCAAGCCGGUUUUCUGACGUGUCCGCCUGCGAUAAAAAAAGAAAAUUGCUUGAAAUCAUCGGAAAGCUAAAGAAAUAAUCGAAUUAAUACAUGAUAAUUUUAGUUUAUUGAUAUCUUCAAUAAUUGGUGUGUGAACUGAUCAAAAACAAUGACUGAAACAUUGAUAAAAUCCAAAAAUCCAAAUCGAGUCACAUCUCAUGCAGGAAUAAGUUCAUUAAUUGUUUUUUCCGUGCUGCUUAUGUGCUGGAUAGCUGGUUUUGCAUCUCGGUUGUUUGCAGUUAUUCGUUUUGAGAGUAUAAUUCAUGAAUUUGAUCCAUGGUUCAAUUAUCGCGCAACAGCUUACAUGGUGCAGCAUGGAUUUUACAAAUUUCUAAAUUGGUUUGAUGAACGAGCUUGGUAUCCUCUCGGACGAAUUGUGGGAGGAACCGUUUAUCCCGGUCUCAUGAUAACAUCAGGAGGAAUUCACUGGCUUCUUCAUCUUCUUCAUAUUCCAGUUCAUAUCCGUGAUAUUUGUGUAUUUCUUGCACCAAUUUUCAGUGGCCUCACUGCAAUUUCAACAUACCUUCUUACAAAAGAGCUGUGGAACACCGGAGCUGGUUUAUUUGCUGCAAGCUUCAUUGCUAUUGUCCCGGGUUAUAUUAGUCGUUCAGUCGCCGGAUCUUAUGAUAACGAAGGCAUUGCAAUUUUUGCACUCCAAUUCACUUACUAUUUGUGGGUGAAAUCAGUUAAAACUGGAUCCAUUUUCUGGGCAGCUUCUGCUGCACUUUCCUAUUUUUACAUGGUAUCAGCUUGGGGUGGAUACGUUUUCAUCAUCAAUUUAAUUCCGCUUCAUGUUUUUGUUCUUCUCAUCAUGAAUCGUUAUUCACAUCGAUUGUUCACAAGCUACACAACUUUCUACAUUCUUGGACUGAUUUGCUCAAUGCAAAUACCAUUUGUUGGGUUCCAGCCAAUUCGAACAUCAGAGCACAUGGCUGCGUCGGGUGUCUUCGCACUUCUCGUAGCUGUCGGCGCUUUGAAACAUCUUCAAACUGUUUUAACUAAACAAGAAUUCAAACGACUCUUCAUCUUUGGUGGCCUUGCAGCUGCUGCUGUUGUUUUCCUGACUGUCGUUGGUCUUACAAUGGCUGGUGUGAUCGCUCCAUGGUCGGGACGAUUUUAUUCUCUUUGGGACACUGGCUAUGCUAAAAUUCACAUUCCAAUCAUCGCAUCAGUGUCAGAACAUCAGCCGACGACUUGGUUCUCGUUCUUCUUUGAUCUUCACAUCUUGGUGUGCACAUUCCCAGUGGGUUUGUGGUAUGCGAUAAAGAAGAUUAACGACGAGCGAGUAUUCGUUGUUCUGUAUGCAAUCUCAGCAGUUUACUUUGCUGGUGUUAUGGUUCGAUUGAUGUUGACACUCACGCCUGUCGUUUGCAUUCUUGCUGGUGUCGGUUUUUCUGGACUUCUCGAAGUUUUCCUGAAAGAAGAUCAACAACCAGUGAAUAAAGAAGAGACGGAAAAUGAAGAACCAACUGAGAAGAAGCUUUACGACAAAGCAGGCAAAAUCAAGCCACGUAAACAUGACAGCAACAAAAGCGAGAACAAAGGUUUAGGAUCAAACGUUAAAUCGAUGGUUGUCAUUGCAAUUAUGAUGAUUUUAAUGAUGUUUGCUGUACAUUGUACGUGGGUGACAAGCAAUGCUUAUUCAUCGCCAUCAAUUGUACUUGCUUUCUAUAACCAAGGAGAUGGAACAAGAAAUAUUUUAGAUGAUUUUCGUGAAGCUUAUUAUUGGCUUUCGCAGAACACAAACGACGAUGCACGUGUAAUGAGUUGGUGGGAUUAUGGAUAUCAGAUAGCGGGAAUGGCGAAUCGGACGACGUUAGUGGAUAAUAAUACUUGGAACAACAGUCACAUAGCACUUGUUGGAAAGGCGAUGUCGUCGCCUGAAGAGAAAGCAUAUGAAAUAAUGACGUCGCUUGAUGUUGACUAUGUUCUUGUCAUCUUUGGAGGUGUCAUUGGAUAUUCAGGCGAUGAUAUCAACAAAUUUUUGUGGAUGGUGAGAAUUGCUGAAGGUGAACAUCCGAAAGAUAUUCGCGAAAGCGACUUUUUCACUGAACGUGGUGAAUUUAGAGUAGAUAAUGAAGGUGCUCCAGCUUUACUCAAUUGUCUGAUGUACAAGUUAAGUUAUUAUCGUUUUGGUGAUUUGAAAUUGGAUUACAGAGGACCAGCUGGAUAUGAUCGCACUAGAAACGCAGUUAUUGGAAAUAAAGACUUCGAUUUGACGUAUCUUGAAGAGGCUUACACAAGCGAACACUGGUUGGUUCGCAUUUAUCGUGUUAAGAAACCACACGAGUUCAAUCGUCCAGCAUUGAAAACUGACGAGCGUGUCGUAUCAGCAAGCGAAUACAUCACAAAAAAAACAUCAAAGCGUCGAAAAGGCGUCAUCAAGAAUCGACCAACAGUGAUUAAGGGCAAACGGACAGCAACAAAGGAAAAAACAAACUAAAUCAACGAAAAUGAUUCACCACAAAAAUACCUAAAUGUUUUUUUUUUGUUUUGCCAAAAAAGAAAGAAAGAAAGAAAGUAAAAAAAAGAAGGAAAAUCCAAUCAAUAAUAAAAUAAAAACUAAAUUUUUUCCGUUUUUCCGGGGGCUGCUGAUCGUAAGAUAUUUAGAAAGGAGGAAUUUUCAGCUUAACGCAAUUUCGUUUAGAAUUUGCGAUGGAAAAACUCCCAUUGAAAUAUCUAUCAUACCGUAAUGAAUAAUAAAAAAGAUUGAAGAAGAGGAAUAAGAAAGAAAACCAAGAACAAAAGGAAAAUAAAAAACGGGGCCUUAAGAAUCAAACAACAUCAACAUCAUUUUUUAUUUUCGUCUCUUUACAAAUAUUAGUUUCACGCUUUCACGUUAUUAUAACAAAUGAAAUAUAAUUUUAAAUAAAUAUUUUCUUUAUUUCAAACCAUUUUAAAAAAAUUACAAUUUCCAUGCACUUCAAGUGUUUACUAAAACAUGAGACGAAAAAUGAAAGAGGAAAGAUAUAAAAAAACACUGAAUGAAUGAAUGAAAACCCAUUUCCGAUGAUAUGAUACGAGAACAUGCGAAUAAUAUUGAAAUUCCAUCAUCAUCAACAUCAGAUACACCCGACAUCCGAAAUGAUAGGAGGAGCAGCACAUUUUUUGCUGCAUGCAUUAAAUAAUUAGAUUUUCUCUUUGUUUUUGUUGCUUUUUUUUUGUUUUUAUCAUCAGAGCGCAAUGUUUUUCAAACAUUUCACAUUUUUUAUUAUUAUUGUGGCACAAAUGCUGAACAGCAACAUGAAAAAUGAGUUUUUGAUUUUUCGAUGAACAUCAAUAAAAAAGGAUCCUAAGAGAACUGUAUAAACUAUAAACUGAAACUGCUGCUGUUUGAUUUACUCUUUUAUUGUUAGAUAUAUGUUUGGAGGAUGGUUGUAAGAACUAAUAUUAACAUUUAUUGAUUUUACUCAUUUUUAAGAAGCAAUUUCAAAUGUUUUGCUGAAGAUUUAUUUGAAAGUUAUAA